GCCGAUCGUCGACGAAGAACAUCUAUAUUUUUCCCACAGCGAAGGUUGUUUUGACGGAUGAUGGUGGUGGCUCAAAAUUAACGAGAAGGAUGGCAGCGCCCAUUGCAGUUUUUGACGAGAAUGAAGACCAGGAUUGCGAAGAAUGGCCAGAAUUCAUUGAUUAUAGAACUUCCUCAGACAUAGUUAAUUCCAAUGGAGAUGUAUAUUCUGAUUUUUCAUCCAAAGAGGAAAUAAACGUGGACAAUUUUUCCGAAAUGCGAUCGGAUUCCAUUGAAGAUCUUGUGAACAAUUUCGACGAUAAGUUGGCGAGUUGUUUCAGAAAUUUCAAUUUAAACACCGACAGAUUUGCACCUGUCAAAAUCUUGUCACAAGAGGAAAUUAUGAAAAAUUGCAAAUUAUGGAAGAAAGUAACAGACAAUUUUGGACAAGUCAUGCCUCUUGAUUGGUCAACAUCACGGACAAGAGCGAAGCAACUCCCGGCACUCAAUCUGAAACCUAAUAGGCCGGCAGACACCACCACAAACUUGGACCUUCCUGAUGACGAGGAUCUUGCGGAAAGCUUUGACAUGCAUUCAAUGAUCUUAACGUCGGUUCACAAUGACAACAACGAUGUCCCUGUCCUUACCGCAGAUCAGGUCAUUGAGGAAAUUGAUGAAAUUUUCAAGGAGUCUCAGUCUGAGUCAUCAUUAGAUGAGAAGGCAGAUGAGGAUAUUUUGUCAACCAUAUCAGAUGAGCUUCAGGUGCUACGAGAAAGGUCAAUGACAACCAGUAGUUAUGAGGAGAGCAAGGCUGCACAAGAUGGAUGGCAAGAACUGAAGACCAUGUCAUUGCAAGCGUUGAACGAACUGCUGGAGGAACUUGACCAAACUAUUAAGGACUAUUCACAAGUGUUGGUGCACGACCUCGCCCUUCGGGAAGAACUAGAGUUUGAAAAAGAGAUGAAGAACCAGUUUAUUUCUGCGUUGGUAAAGGUACAGAAUAAACAGAAGUCGCUGAAGGUAAAAAAACAGGGCAAGAAAGGAAAGAACGGUGUGGAACCUGGCCUUUAUCUAACCACAAGAAUACCAUACAAUAAGCCAAGAGGACCACCAAACAUUCAGACAUUACAGAUUGUCACCAAAAUUCUCCGAGCAAUGGAUGAAGACAGUAAAGAAGUGCCAGAUCUUCUUACCAAUUAUAUACUCAAAGUAUUGUGUCCGACGUAGAAGUUUUGAAGUGAUGUCAUGAAAACUUGUUUCCAUGGUAGCAAGGUCAAAUAUCAACCAUACAUUGUCAAAACUUUUUGUCUUCAAGUCUUUAUUGUGUGCUAAAGUCUACGGUCAGCUUUUCAAUAACCAAAUAAAAAUGUAUUGUUUUUUUCUCCGAAAAGAAUUUUAAUAGCAACAAAUUGUAUGUAGAAAUAUCAAACCAUGUUAGUGAAGCUUAAAAUUUGGUUAUUUUUAUAUAUUUUGCAGAAAAGUGAAAUUUUUUCCCGAGCUAAUUUUUGCAAAGCCUUAAAGUAAUUACAACAAAAAAUAAUUUCAGCAUAAAAAGACCCUUGUAAAUAUUUUUGUAGCACUGUUUAGCCUAGGUGUUCUAACAAGCUUGGCUCAGUCACAUUUGGAUUUAAGUAGUUUUACCAUGCUCCUUUGCUGUAUUUGUUUGGUAUGUUAUAGACAGCCAUGUAAAAUUCAACCCUAGCAAAAAACAAAUUACAUCUUGGAAAGACAAAAUAGGAAAAGACUAACAGAUUAAUUUAGAAAGUUCAUGGAGAUUCUUCAGUGAUCUCAUAUAAGAACUAAACAAAGUAUAUCUGAUUUAUUCCCUUAUUGGCUCAUUUUUGUAACAGAGGCACAAUUCUCAGAGAGAUGUCCUACAAAACAAUUUUAAAUAUAAAGAUAAACUGAUGUAGAGUAGAACAUGUUUAGCCGUUACUUAUUUAUAUGCAUAUUUUAAUCCAUUUUAUGAAUUUUUGAGGCCACAAUUUUAAUAGUGAUCAGCAAACUGAAUUUUUAUUAGAUCUUUUAAAAGUUGUCCAAAACCCACAUCAUCAGGAUAGUCUGUCGUAGAUUAUAGAUUCUUAGUUUUACCUUGAGUUUGUGUUCUUUUUAAAUUUCUUCAAACAUUACCGCCCAAUUUUGAAAUAGCUUUAAUGAAUAAGAAUAAUCUGUAGCUGUGGUAACCAAAGUGUAAUUCCCCUUUUAGAUGCUGCUUCUAAUAUUUUCGAACUAUUAGACGCAUUUGAUAUUUCAUAAAUUCCUAAUAGUGUAGUAUUGUAUUCAUUAUGGAUAAUCUAACAUUGUUAAUACUGGUAUUAUUGGUACUUUAUUUUUUGUCCUGUUUAAUCAUCUAUAUUGUAAAAAGUGUAACUGCAACAUAAUAUGGAUACAUAACUAUGUUUUUUGUGUGUAGAGUUAGAUUGAACUUUUACCACUGUAUACGUCAUACUGCACUAGCCUCAAAGUUGUCAUCAAUUAGAUUCCGAGUCUUUCUCAGCUACUAACUCCAAAGUCAUACUCAACUUGGCCGUAAAUUUUAUUCAAGUGUUACUUGGCUAGGUUCCAGGUAUUACCUAGCUAAGUUCCAACUUCUUACUAAAGUAAAGAGUUACUAAAUUCCAGGACUUAAUUACCUAGUUUCCAAUUCUCAACUGAAGACUUUCCUCAACUCUGAAGUCUUAUUAGGCUAGGUCUUACUCAAAUAUCAACCAUACAUUGUCAAAACUUUUUGUCUUCAAGUCUUUAUUGUGUGCUAAAGUCUACGGUCAGCUUUUCAAUAACCAGGUAUUACCUAGCUAAGUUCCAACUUCUCACUAAAGUAAAGAGUUACUAAAUUCCAGGACUUAAUUACCUAGUUUCCAAUUCUCAACUGAAGACUUUCCUCAACUCUGAACUCUUAUUAGGCUAGGUCUUACUCAACUGGUUCCAAGUCUUACUGAACUAGGUUCCAAGUCUUACUCAACUAGGUUGCAAAUUCUUACUCAACUAGGUUCCAAGUCUUACUUAACUGGGUUCCAAGUCUUACUCAACUAGGUUCCAAGUCCUACUCAACUAGGUUCCAAGUCCUACUCAACUGGGUUCCAAGUCUUACUCAACUGGGUUCCAAGUCUUACUAGGUUCCAAGUCCUACUCAACUAGGUUCCAAGUCCUACUCAACUGGGUUCCAAGUCCUACUCAACUGGGUUCCACGUUUUACUCAACUAUGUUCCAAGUCCUACUUAACUAGGUUCCAAGUCUUACUUCACUAUCUUUUAAGCCCUAAUCUGCUAUGCCUUAGGGGAAUAGCAUCUAACGGGAACUGACAUGAGUGAGACUCAACAAGAUUUUUACAUUUCUAACUCAAAUUCAUACUGAAUGUAGUUUGAACAUGGUAGUAUUACUCAAGAAUUCAUUCAAGUUAUGACAAAUCAUUAGUUCUAGAAAAAAAAUCAUAGUGGUAUUGACACUUUCAAUGGCUGUGUUUAAAAUUAACAGAGAGGCAAAACAGUAGAUAACCACAAUGAAUGGUUGGUAAUGAAUUUUGUAUUAUUGUAUGUGAGAAAAAAAAAUGUCGGACUAAUCAAUAAGAGGAUAAUUAACCAAUUAAUCUUGCAGUGGAUGUAAUUGAGUGGUUUUGCUACACAUUACAUUUUAGCAUCAAUAGCAACAUUGCACAUUAGUGUAUGAAGUGCGCAAUUGAUUAUAGGUACAUGUUCAUGUUUAGAAUAAUAUAUAAUUAUUAGUAGUUGUUAAUGUUACAGUGAGAACUAAAUUUGUAGUGAUUUAAUUGUGCAAUCAUAAAAAAUGACUUCCCUGUCAAGAAUCUGAGACUAUUUUAUUCAAAUUGUAUCUACUCUCUCCAUCAGUUUGUACAAAGUCAAUUUUAUAAUGUGAGGUAGAUGCUGAGAUUAAAAGUUAUUCGAUUUUAAUUUCAUGAAAUUCCAAUUCAAAAAAUAAUGAAAAAACUCGUGUUAUGUUAUUUGCUUACAUUUAUGUUUUUAUAUUUUAAUAUUGUUUUCCUCUUAUGAAAUUUUAAGGUUUUACAGAACAUAUUUAUUUAUCAUCUGGAAUUUCAAACUACAUUCUCGAAAUGUGAAUCUUAAUAAAUUUUAAUAUUAUAUAUGAAGACUUAAUUUUAAGUUGGUGCUCUGUAAAUACUGGUACUAGUUGAUUUUGUUGGAAACAAGAUUCUUCUCAUGUAUUUGAGAAGCAAUGAAUAACCAAAGAGCAUAUUAAUCUCAAUGAAUAAUAAGUUAUUUUAUAUCCAUUAUCCAUUUAUUAUAAUAAUUUUUGUUUUAUUAUUUUGAUUUUAAGAAAAUAUUUCUUGGAUAUCGUGAAAUAGUAUUACUCCACACUUGGAUCAGUGUGUUGUAGGAUUAUUUAUAUUUUACAUUAAUGUAAUGUAAUAUUCUGAACAUAGCCAAUGUAUAAAACAUAAUUCUGUUACAUUGUAGCUUAAUGGAUCUUGUCAAAUUUGACAAAUGACCAAUCAGAACAGAUCCAGGAAUAUGCAUGUCCUACAAACGUACACGCUGUCCCAUAAAUAUACGUAUAAUCACAUCGUUUUAUGGGUCUUUAGCAACACAAUAUCCAAGUAGCCGCGCUUAACAGAAGGGCUCUUGGUUAUUUCAGUAUUAUUUCUUUGAUUUCAUAAUUUUAAAUACUAUUUCUUUUAAUGUUUUAUAUUUCUUUUAUAAGGAAAUUUUAACUUAAAAAUGUGCAUUUUAUCACAGUAUUGCUUCGAUGAUUCUUAAUUUUAUACUAUUAUAUUACUUUUUUUUGUAGUACUGUUUUUUAGGAUGUGCAUUUUUUUUUUCUGCUUAGAUUUUUUUUACUAAUUUUUUUAUUGAAUGCCACACAAUAUUGUUCUCUCAUAGAAUACUAUUCAAACCUAAAUACUGUACACCUAAAAUAAUUGAUCAUGUUUGUAGUAGUAAGAUGAUGUUAAAUAGUUGGUAUGUUACUACAAAAAUCGGCAAAAUAAUUAUCAUUUACUUUCAUGUUUUGUUAAGGGAUACAAAUAUGUUCUGAAAACCAACUUUUUGAUGGAGUUUUUUAUUGGGUACUUAAAAAAACGUUAGGUAAAGUGGUGCUUGAGAUUUUGUAUGUAUACAAAAUUUCAUAUAUUUCAUUUUAUUUGUUCCAAAAUAAAAACUCAAUAUAUACAAUAUGGCAUGAUAUGCCGAGCAAAAGUUAGAAAAAAUCACUGUCGCUAACGUGGCGGUCUGCUUCAGUACCAAACACAUACAAUAACGUAACACACUGCCAAUCGAAAAUCAGCAUACUAUUGUUAUGUUGAACUGAUUAAUUAGCAUAAUAAUAUGGCAGUAUUGUAUACUUUUAGUACAGAGAAGCUGUAAUACUUUUACUCAUAUCUUUGGCAAUAGUAAGUCGAUUACAGUAAAUGACACAUCAUUUUAAAGCUUAAAAUGUAGAGAAUAAGAAAGUAUUAAAAAGUUAAUUUCUAUUUUUUUUUUGCCACUGAUGCUAGUUUUUGGAUGGCAACCUUCAUAAUAUUUGUCACAAAAUUUUAUUUUUUAGUUUAUAAUUGACCAUUCUAUAUUUGGUUAUCUUCAAGGAGAACCUUAAAUAUUUAUCAAACUACUAUUUGUGUUAUAUGUUUUAAUAGUUGGUUAGAAAGAGCCGGGGUUAGUACUAGUGAAGGGAAAAGUAUUGUUUUAUUGGCGCUUGUAAAAUUGACUGAAUGUUUUUACUCUCCAAGUGCAAUCACAGACUAAAAGAUAGACAUCAGUAAAAUAUUGUAUAAGGUGUAGAUAGUUUUAAUUGUAAGAAAAAAAAAAAGCAAAGUCGUUCAUAUUUUGAUAGUAUAUAAGAGAGAUUGUCGGAAGAUUGCCAUGAAUUGGAUUGUAGAGUUCUUAAACUUUGUCCAGUUUAUCAAAUUUUCUUUGUAUGCCUAUAUAUGGUCAUGAUGUAAUGUCAUCAUGACCAUAUUUGGGAAUGUCGUAUGUUUUUGUCAAAUAAAAUUUGAUAGUCUGGGCAGGGCGUCAAUUAUCGUGUUUGAAGUUGAGGUACAAAGUGUAAUUGACUUCAUUUCCGAGGCUGAGAAUUGUUGCACAUGUCAGGGUAGUGAGUUGUACUUAAGCCUCCAACCAAGGUUCGAAGAGCAUUUCUAAUAUUGCUUUGAGGGAGCUUUUGAUUGAGCAACAACGUAAAGAUCCAAAACAAAAUCAUAUCACUUAAAACCAUCUGCGCAUGUUAAGACCUUGAGUUCUUAUCGUCCUCUGUGCAAAGAACACAGAAUGGUCACGGAUGAGUGUCUGCUCAAAGAAUUGCACAAUCGAAAGCUUCUUCCAAUUAUGAUUAAUAUACAGGUAUGUUGAUAAGUUAAAUUUUGCCCAACUUAAUUUUUUUAGCUUUGUUUACAUGCAAGCUACACCAUUCAUCUUUUUUGCAGUUUUUUUUUUACAAAAUUUUGGUACAGAGAUAGAGAUAUAAUCAUAUGUAUCUACUACACAUCUUUCUUUGUGAUAAUAUUGUUGCUGUCAAUGUUUAUUACUGCUAGUGUUAUGAAAAAAAAAUUGAAAAAUUCCAGUCUAAAAUUAGGCCUACUUUAAAUUUUAAUCUUUUAAUUCACAUAUUUUACAAUACUUUGACACUGAUUUUGCAUCUGUUUCAGUAAUGUGUGCCAUCAAUUCCAUCCAUACAAAACCCAUAGAAUAUAGAUAUUCAUUUAAUAUGCACUGUAUCAUUCUGACAUUCUAUUAAAUAUGAAUAGCACCAAGAACAAUAUCACAUUAAACCAUGGUGUAAUUAAGAGCAGGAUAGCAAAUUUUACCUUUGUUCUUGAUUAAGUCGGCAAAUAUAUCCACAUACUUUUUUUUGUGAUGCUUAAUUUGAGUAUGACAACUCACUAUUGAUAUUGGUAAUAAGCAAUUUGCCAUGCUACUUUCAAAUGAGUUUCCCAGUCACUACAUCAUGUAGGGCUAUGCUUUUAAAAGCUCUCAUAAAUCACCUUAGUCGCAAAAUGCGUCGAUAAAGGCUCAAUCUCCAGAUGUGUUAAUGAAAUGGAUGUACGCCGACAUCAUCAUAGUGAUAGAAAAUAAAUCCAAAUGAAACAGCAGGUUGAUACGAGCAGGGACGUGUUUUAGCAUAUUUCUCGUACGAGGGAUAUAUUUCGCCUUUGUGCAAUAUUGUUGCAUGAAUUGUAAACUAAACUGUAGACUUCAAUUGUACAUGUUGUGAGGUUUGAUUUUUUGAACAAUGAUUUCAGCUCGUAGACAAUUUUAAUAAUAUACCGAGUAAAUGUAAACAACUUGUAUUCUCCACCAUUCAUGUGCACACCAAUUGAUAAGUAAACUAGAUUACGUGUCUGUGUAUCAGUUGGUCUUCUGUAUCAAUAAAUUGUCUAAAGAUAAA
Anneissia japonica is the source of this 7334-nucleotide messenger RNA. Its product is annotated as fasciculation and elongation protein zeta-2-like. The coding region runs from base 90 to 1205 and encodes 371 amino acids. The transcript has 9 exons. NCBI's taxonomy places the organism in Eukaryota, Metazoa, Echinodermata, Crinoidea, Comatulida, Comatulidae. Gene Ontology annotation, cellular component: cytoplasm; axon. The record is from RefSeq and is a predicted model, not a curated record.